Molecule: messenger RNA, 973 nt
Organism: Eruca vesicaria subsp. sativa (arugula)
Lineage: Eukaryota; Viridiplantae; Streptophyta; Magnoliopsida; Brassicales; Brassicaceae
Source: the annotation of a GenBank genome assembly
UUCCAAUAUACAUUCUUUCUACACAUCUAUAUAUACACUCACAGCUACUUAUAUAGUAUUCUGCAAGGUUGCACUAUUUUCUGUCCUUAUGAGUUUUCUUGGUAAAAUGAAGGAAAACGCAGUCAACCCUCUCCGUCUCACAUCACUGAACCAUGUAUCUCUCUUGUGCCGAUCCCUAGAAGAGUCGAUGAAUUUUUACCAAAACGUGUUAGGGUUCUUCCCGGUUCGAAGACCUGAAUCUUUAGAUUUUGAAGGCGCUUGGUUGUUUGGACAUGGAAUUGGAAUACACCUCUUGCGUUCCACAGAGUCUGAAAACCUUCCGAAGAAAACUGCGAUUAACUCCAGAGAUAACCAUAUCUCUUUUCAGUGCGAGAGUAUCGGGGCAGUGGAGAAGAAGCUUGAUGAAAUGGGAAUAAAGUAUGUGAGGGAGCUAGUACAAGGAGGAGCAAUCAAAGUGGACCAGCUCUUCUUCCAUGACCCUGAUGGCUUCAUGAUAGAGAUCUGCAAUUGUGAUAGCAUCCCUGUUGUCCCCCUCGUGGGAGGAAUGUCUCAGUACUGCUCAAGAGUCAAACUUCAUCAGAAGGUGCAACCACAACCACAGAUUAAUUAAGAUCCACCCUUAGCUAUCUCCCUUAUUGUUGUGUGUGUUUUGUGUGCGUAUGUACUUUGGGUUUGUUUGAUUUGGGUGUAAUGAAUAAGAGACCGGUCGACGGGAAUCAGUGAAUGUGAUUCCGAACGAUCAUUCUCCCAGCUUUUCUUGGUAUAUGAUAUAACCACCAUGAGAUUAAUGUUACAUAUAAUGUUUUAGUUGGUUUAUGUUUUUCUCCUGUGUUGUGUGUGUUUGAUUUUGGAUGUGAUGAAUAAGAGACCGACGUGAAUCAGUGAAUGUGAUUCCCCUCGAGGAAAUGAUCAUUCUCUCGAUUUAUUUUUCAUAUAAUGUUUCUAAGAGAAUAUUUUAAAAUAAAAUUGCAUA